Trichoplax adhaerens is the source of this 4029-nucleotide messenger RNA. RefSeq lists its product as uncharacterized. Gene Ontology annotation, molecular function: ABC-type transporter activity; ATP binding; ATP hydrolysis activity. Gene Ontology annotation, cellular component: membrane. NCBI's taxonomy places the organism in Eukaryota, Metazoa, Placozoa, Uniplacotomia, Trichoplacea, Trichoplacidae. The transcript has 27 exons. The record is from RefSeq and is a predicted model, not a curated record. Gene Ontology annotation, biological process: transmembrane transport. The coding region runs from base 1 to 4029 and encodes 1342 amino acids.
AUGGCUAUUGCUUACACUAUCAAGAUUAGAACACUGUUAUCGUACUACAUUCUUCUAGAUCAGAUGCCAGAAGGAUUACUGAGAUUUGUCACAUUUUGUAUGGUAUUUCUUAUCAGCGUAUGCAUGUUUGUGCAAACAAUAUGGGCUGAUCGAUCUUGUGCAGCAGAACGUCGGGAUUCUGAAAGGUCACCUAAUCCAGAAUCGGAAGCUUCCUUUAUUUCUCAGAUCUUAUUUUGGUGGAUGAAUGGUAUAAUGAUGAAAGGAUUCAAAAACCCAUUAACUGAAAAGGACUUGUGGGACUUGAAUGAUCAUGAUAAGAGUGAUGUUAUAGGUAUGAAAUUUUCCCGUGAAUGGCAAAAAGAGAUGCAAAAAUCGAAAAAAAUCACAUCGGAAGAUGGCGUCAUUGUACGUAAAGGUAAAGGGCCAUCCCUUGUAAUGGCCUUAACACGAGCUUACGGAGGUACUUUCCUGCUGGCUGGCCUUAUGAAAUUAGUUCAAGAUAUGUUGGUAUUUGUCAACCCGCAACUUUUGAGACAGUUGAUAGCUUUUACUGCUGAUAAGAGCAUACCAACUUGGACUGGAUUUGCAUAUACAUUCUUAUUAUUUGGAACAGCAUUUGUGCAAUCAUGUGUCCUUCAUCAGUACUUUCACGGUUGUCUAGUCACAGGAAUGAGAAUUCGGUCAGGUGUCAUUUGGGCUGUGUAUCGUAAGGCUCUGGUUUUAUCAAAUUCUGCGAGAAAGAAGUCAACCGUUGGAGAGAUAGUAAAUCUAAUGUCUGUUGAUGCUCAACGUUUUAUGGAUCUGAUGACAUUUUUGCACAUUAUAUGGUCAGCUCCAUUUCAAAUUGCAGUAUCUAUGUAUUUCUUAUGGGAUAUCUUAGGACCUUCAGUAAUGGCCGGUUUAGCUGUUUUGAUUUUGAUGAUCCCAAUUAAUGCAUAUGUUUCAACGAAAGCAAGAGUUUUUCAAGUCAAACAAAUGAAAUUGACCGACGAAAGGAUUAAAACUAUGAAUGAAAUCUUGAAUGGUGUGAAGGUAUUAAAAUUGUAUGCGUGGGAAAAAUCGUUUAUAGCUAAGGUACUCUCUAUCCGUUCAAACGAACUGAAACAGUUAUUGUACAGUUCUUUGCUGAAUGCAGUUGGCAUGUUUGCUUGGGGCAAUGCACCUUUUUUGGUUGCUUUGGCUACCUUUUCUACUUAUGUAUUAACUGGUAACGAACUAAAUGCCGAAAAGGCUUUUGUUGGAUUAUCCCUCUUUAAUAUUUUAAGAUUUCCAAUUGGUAUGCUACCCGCUGUUAUAUCUAGCAUAAUUCAGGCUAGUGUUUCCGUAAAGCGUUUAUCUAACUUUUUGGAGAAUGAAGAAUUAGACCCUAAUAGUGUAGAACGUGUUAUGCCUCCUAAAUAUGAGGGUAAUUCGGUUAUAAUUGAAGACGGCACUUUUAACUGGGAACGAGAAGAUAAAAAGUCGACAUUAUCUAAGAUAAAUAUCAAAGUUAAAACUGGUUCUCUUGUUGCGAUCGUUGGCCAUGUUGGUAGUGGAAAAUCAUCUUUACUUUCGGCACUUCUCGGAGAAAUGGAAAAAAUGAAUGGCAGCGUCUACGUUAAGGGUUCUGUAGCUUAUGUUCCUCAGCAAGCUUGGAUGAAGAAUGCUAGCUUAGAAGAAAACAUUCUUUUUGGUAAUGAUCAAUUUAGAGGAAGGUAUAGCCAAUGCGUAGAUGCAUGUGCACUAAAACCAGAUCUAGAAAUGCUCCCGGGUGGUGAUCAGACUGAAAUAGGCGAAAAGGGAAUUAACUUGAGCGGCGGUCAAAAGCAGCGAGUCAGCUUAGCACGAGCUGUUUAUUCUAAUAGUGAUGUGUAUAUGCUUGAUGAUCCUUUGAGUGCUGUUGACGCACAUGUUGGUAAACACAUAUUUGAAAACGUUAUAGGACAUACUGGAAUGUUACGUCAUAAGACUAGAUUAUUCGUAACACAUGCUGUUGGAUUUUUGCCGUACGUUGAUCACAUUAUUGUCUUGGAAGAUGGUGAAAUAGUCGAAUCUGGGAGUUAUAACGAAUUGCUAUCAAGUAAAGGAGCUUUUGCUGAUUUUCUCACGACAUACGCCCAUACUGAAACAAAUCGUCCCGAUGAUGAAAUAGCCUCAACAAGUCACUUGGAGCUACCAGACGGUAGCCAUGAUCGUUGGCAUCGUGGUGAUGAAGACCAAGAGAUGUCUAGACGAUCUAGUAAAGGGAGUCGAACUGGGUCGUUAUCUGUUGGCGAUAACGAUUCUAUGAAUAAAUUGUCUUUUUCUGAAUCAAGUCGUGGUCGUGUCAAAUUUUCGGUGUUUACUAGUUAUUUACGAUCUUGGGGAUGGAUACCUGCAACCUUGGUCAUUCUGUUUUAUUUCGCUUCUGAAGGUCUAAGUGUUGGUGCUAAUGUUUGGCUAGCGCAAUGGAGCGUAAUUGUAAACUCUACUGCAGAAACAAGAGAUUUAUAUCUUGGUGUCUAUGGAGCUUUUGGUGGCUGUAGAGCAUUUGUAACUCUUCUUACUAGCGUCAUUGGUGCAGUUGCUGCUUUAAAUGGUUCACGAUCACUACAUCGUCGUAUGUUGGAACGUGUUCUACAUGCUCCAAUGUCAUUUUUUGAUACUACACCGCUGGGACGAGUUGUAAAUCGUUUCUCUAAAGAUAUGAACAUUAUCGAUGAAAUAAUUCCAAGGAUAUUUAACUUUUUUCUGAUCAUGAUGACUACAGUUCUUAGCACUUUAGUUGUAAUCUCUGUAUCAACUCCUAUAUUUAUGGCUGUUAUUGUUCCUUUGAUGAUUUUGUACAUCUUUACUCAGAGAUUUUAUAUUGCUACAUCGCGCCAGUUGAAACGUUUGGAAUCCGUUAGUCGGUCUCCAAUAUUUUCUCAUUUUGGUGAAACUGUGCAAGGUGCUACAACAAUACGUGGCUAUCGAGUUCAAGACAGAUUUUUCAUGGAUUGUGAUAAGAGAGUUGACGUUAAUCAAAUGGCCUAUUAUCCUUAUAUUUCCUCAAACAGAUGGCUGGCGAUUCGAUUAGAAUUUGUUGGUAAUUGUAUAGUUAUGUUUGCUGCUGUUUUUGCGGUUGUUGGCCGAGGCAGUAACAUUCCUGCUGGUAUUGUUGGAUUAUCAAUUACAUACGCUCUUCAGAUCACUCAAACAUUAAAUAUGAUGGUGCGCAUGACCGGAGAAUUAGAAGCAAAUAUUGUAGCUGUUGAACGAGUACAAGAGUAUUCAAAUAUAGAUUUGGAAGCUCCGUGGGAAAUUGAGGAUAGCAAACCGGAUGAUCAAUGGCCGAAAACUGGUGAAGUUAGAUUUAUGGAUUAUAAAACUCGUUAUCGUGCCAAUUUAGAUCUUGUUUUAAAAGGAAUUGAUUGCGUAAUUUCUGGUGGCGAAAAGAUCGGUAUUGUUGGGCGUACUGGUGCAGGUAAAUCAUCUUUAACCUUGGGAUUGUUUCGUAUCAUUGAAUCUGCUGGUGGUUCAAUCGUUAUUGAUGGAGUAGACAUUUCUAAAGUGGGCUUGCAUAAUUUAAGGUCACGGAUUUCUAUUAUCCCUCAGGAUCCUGUACUUUUUUCUGGCAGUAUUCGUAUGAAUCUUGAUCCUUUUGAAGACCAUAAUGAUGAAGAAAUUUGGUCUGCGCUUGAACAUGCCCAUUUAAAAACCUUUAUAAGCUCAUUGGAAGAUCAGUUGCAGUUUCAAGUUAGUGAAGGUGGUGAUAAUUUGAGUGUUGGACAGCGACAGCUGAUAUGUUUAGCACGUGCUCUUCUUCGUAAGUCGAAGAUAUUAGUUCUAGAUGAAGCAACUGCAGCUGUCGAUCUGGAAACUGAUGAUUUAAUUCAAGAGACAAUUCGAAGAGAAUUUGCAAGUUAUACAAUUUUGACGAUAGCUCACCGUUUAAAUACUAUUAUGGAUAGUACAAGGAUAAUGGUAUUGAGUGAUGGACGUAUCGCUGAAUUUGAUCCUCCAUCGGUAUUGUUAGAAAGGAAAGAAAGCAUAUUUUAUGGCAUGGCAAAAGAUGCUAAAUUAAUUUAG